This is a messenger RNA of Trichomonas vaginalis G3, 738 nucleotides long. RefSeq lists its product as uncharacterized. NCBI's taxonomy places the organism in Eukaryota, Parabasalia, Trichomonadida, Trichomonadidae. The record is from RefSeq and is a predicted model, not a curated record. The transcript has a single exon. Bases 1 to 738 code for a protein of 245 amino acids.
AUGCUCACUCUCGAGUCCUACAGACAAAACCUUGAUGAGUUCAGCACGUUUGAGUUCCAAUACGAGAGAAAAGGCAAGUUUACAGAACCAAAAUACACAAAUUACCUCAGAUCAAGGUCAAUCCUCUCUAAGUGGUCGACACUAAGUGAAGUGACCUCUGAUGGCCAGGCCGGAUCAACAGUUGCUGUCAGCAAAAGCGGAACUCCAUGCGGAGAGAAAUCAGGAGCUUUCAGAGGAACUACGUCGUACAUGGACUUCCCGUUCACGUACUACAAUGAAUCCUUCUGCGAAAUUCUCAAUCUCGGAACAAGAGAUCCGAAAUUAAAUUUCUCUAGUCAAACAGCAAGUCCUAGUAAGAAACUGACAUCAUUGCAGAUUGCUUUGAUAUCUGUUGCUGCUGUAAUUGUUGGAAUUGUGCUGAUUGCUGUUUUAUGCACAAUCGGAAAAAGAUAUAAGACUCGUGAGAUAAAAGAUAAGAAGGAUAACGACUCAUUGGAAGAUGUAGAUGAUUUCUCUGAUAAUGGAGUAACUAAUUCCAAUAUUAGUACAAAUCACGCUUAUAAUUACAUGACAAACAAGUCUUCCAACACUUCUGGGUCAACAACAAUAUCAUCUAAUGAUACUAACACGUCUUCUACCCAAAAGAAAGAGUCUUCUUCAACUGGAUCCUCUUAUUUCAAGAGUAACUUGACUUUACCUGAAAGAAAGGAGCCAAGUCCAAAUACUUUUGUAUUAUAA